AGUUGUCGUAUUUCAUUUUGGAAACUUUUUUUUCCCAUCUAAAUUAUUGUGUUAACUUAAAACAUACCAAUUGUCAAUGACUUUUCAGGCUAGGCCCACUAUGUAUCAAGUUGUAAAGCAGAUGGUUGACAAGAUGGGCUAUGCAGUGAAGGUUGUUCGAGUCACCAAGAGGGUACAUGAAGCAUAUUUUGCUCAGUUAUACCUCACAAAGUUGGGUAAUGAAACGGAGAAUGUUAGCUUUGAUCUUCGACCUUCGGAUGCCAUUAACAUUGCAGUAAUAUGCAAGAUUGGCAAUGGUGGAAAACAGUUCGGGUUGCAUCAAAAGAUUUGAUUUUGUGU
Molecule: messenger RNA, 339 nt
Organism: Camellia sinensis
Lineage: Eukaryota; Viridiplantae; Streptophyta; Magnoliopsida; Ericales; Theaceae
Source: RefSeq, a predicted model, not a curated record